AUGGCUAAUAAGAUCGUCAUCUCCAUCGUAUCCUUGGUCUUGGUUGUCGCUGCCGUCCUAGGCGUGGUUGCCGUCAUCAAAACCAGCGGAGGCAAAUCCGAUAAAGAUCUUUCGACUAGCAACAAGGCAGCCGACAGCGUUUGCAAACCAACCGAGUAUAAAGAGGCUUGCAAGAAAGUAGCGGUCGAGGUGGCCAAGAACUCCUCCGCCACCCACGAGGACUACAUCAUUGCAACCAUUCGUGCAACCGCGGAUGAAUUACAAAAGGCCCUUAAAAAAGCCUCCACUGCCAAGGAUGAUUUGGAUGAUGACGAUAAAAAGGAUUCCCCCUCCCAUCGUGACCUGGAGACAUGUGAGAAAAUGUUAGGAUAUGCCAAAGAUGAGCUUCAACAGGUUCUUAAGGUUGUCUCUGAGACUGAAGCAGUCUCUCUGGCCCAACAGAUCGAUCCAAUCCUUGUUUGGUUGACGGCCGUUCGUGCAUACCAGACGACAUGUGUUGAAGAGAUCAGGGAUGAAAAACUCAAAAAGGACAUGCAAGAAGGUCUGGAAACGUCCAAUGAGCUUACUUAUAAUGCACAAAAGAUUGUGUACAAUGUUCUUGAUAUCCUUAAGGAUAUCGGAGUUGACUUGGGUGAAUUGGGUGACUUGCAGCUCCCUCCCACCGGAUCACGUAGGCUUCUUGAUGAACUCCAUGAGAUCGAGCAUUAUGGCUUUCCAUCGUGGGUCUCUACCACCGAUCGUAAGCUUCUCGGAUCCAAGAAGGGUGGAGGUGGUAAGCUCAAACCAAAAGGCCAAGCGAUCUUCAAAACUCCCCCGCCACCUCCUCUUCCUCCGACUGUCACGCCUAACGCAAUUGUCGCUCAAGAUGGAAGCGGGAAAUUUAAAAGCAUCAAACAAGCUCUAGCUGCUUAUCCUCCAAAUCAUCAAGGAAGAUAUAUAAUCUAUGUUAAGGCCGGUGUGUACAACGAAGGUCAAAUCAUCGUAGGAAAGACACACAAUAACGUCUACAUGUACGGAGAUGGUCGCACCAAAACCAUCAUCACUGGAACCCUAAACUUUGGAAUUCAAAAAAUUUCAACCUCCCAAACUGCAACCGUAGUUGCCUUAGGAGAAAGGUUCAUGGCUAGGGCUAUAUGCUUUAGAAACACAAUCGGACCAGCAGGACACCAAGCGGUUGCAUUUCGAUCUCAGUCCCCUCACACUGUUAUGGUCGAUUGCAGCUUCGAGGGUUACCAGGACACCUUGUAUUACCACGCCCAUGACCAGUUCUACAAGAAUUGUGCCAUAUCCGGAACUGUGGACUUCAUCUUUGGGUUUGGACGGGCUUAUAUCCAAGACUCGGAAAUCUUCGUUCGAAAACCAGACAAAAAUCAGGCAAGCAUGGUAACAGCUGAUGGAAGGACCAAAUUUGAAGAAGCGGGUGGUGUGGUGCUUCACAAUUGCAAGAUCAUGCCAGCUGCGGAGUUGGCUCCAGUAAAGGGACAAUAUGCCUCGUACCUAGGACGACCAUGGAAACCAUCGGCAACGUCUGUGAUAAUGCAAUGUGACAUAGGAGAUCUAAUCAAACCAGAAGGUUGGACGGUAUGGGAAUCACCUGAGGGGAAGAACAACCACAUGUCAUGUAUGUUUAGGGAGUUUGGCAACAGGGGACCAGGUUCCAACAUGGCAGGUAGGGUAAAGUGGAAGGGGUUUCAACCAAUCAAAAACCAAAAGGAAGCAUUGGGUUUUACAGCUGGCACAUUCAUGAUGGCAGGAGCUUGGUUACCUCAGUAUGGUGUAAAAGCUAAUCUUGGGCUUUAA
This is a messenger RNA of Lactuca virosa, 1800 nucleotides long. NCBI's taxonomy places the organism in Eukaryota, Viridiplantae, Streptophyta, Magnoliopsida, Asterales, Asteraceae. The record is from the annotation of a GenBank genome assembly.